UUAUAACGUAACGUAAAAUAAAUGGAAAAAAGAGAAAAAUACAAUACACAAAGUGGAACGGAAUACGGUAGGGAGACGAGCGUUAAUUUUGAAUUGUCUGCCUGUCCGCCUGUUGGCAGUGCAGUGCAGAAUGUUGACCAUCCGCUGUCUGCGACUGCUGCCCGGUGGCCAGAAUCAGCUGCGUCCGCUGGCCAAACAAAUCGAUGUACCUGCCGCCCAACAGCGUUCCUUUACAGCCCUCUCCAGAGUAGUCCGUGCACGAGCACCUGCUGAUGUAAUCGCUGGAAGAGCAUGUGGCCGGCGUAUGAUCAGCGGCAAGACGGGCGCGCCCCUGACACUGCUCCUCCAUCGCUGGACGAAGCUGGCGUGGAGCAACAUGUUCGGCAAGUAUCUGCUGGUCACAAAUGUGCUGGGCUCCGGCCUGCUCAUGGUCGUGGGCGAUGUGAUUGCCCAGGAGUACGAGUAUCGCAGGGGACUGCGGCGACACGAUCGCUACGAUACGGAGCGCAUGAAGCGCAUGUUUGUGGCCGGCGCACUGCAGGGACCGAUGCACCACUACGUCUACAACUGGAUGGAUCGCAUUAUGCCGGCCAUAACGAUGAAAAACAUUGCCAAGAAGAUACUCAUCGAUCAGCUGGUCAUGUCGCCCGCCUGCAUUCUGAUAUUCUUCUACUCCAUUUGCUAUUUGGAGGGCCAAACGCUCGAGUCGACAAACACGGAACUGGUUGGGAAAUUUCCCUACAUCUAUCUGAUGGACUGGAUGACCUGGCCGGCGGCACAGUAUCUCAACUUUCGUUAUCUGGACACCAAAUAUCGCGUUACGUUCGUAAACAUCUACACGGCCGUCUACAAUGUGCUAAUGUCCUACAUGAAGCAUGACUUUGGCAUACAUUUGCCCCUGGAGCAGGAAACACAACCGUCGUUCGUUGAAUCACGCAGCGAGGUAUUAAGAGCGCCGACGGCAACAGCACCGCCAGAAGGCCCAACAAAGUCAGAAACGGACAAAACCACAGCAAAGACAGCGCGCUAAUCACCUUGGUACUUUUUGUGAUAUUGAUAAACGAAUCCACUAAAUUCUUAAGUCUACGACGACGUUGUAUAACUAUUUGUGCACCACACUUGUUGAAUAGAAAAUAAAGAGGCUAUAAGUAUUAAAAAAAAAUAAAGAGUAAACUUA
Drosophila obscura is the source of this 1177-nucleotide messenger RNA. Its product is annotated as mpv17-like protein 2. The record is from RefSeq and is a predicted model, not a curated record. Gene Ontology annotation, cellular component: cytoplasm; membrane. Gene Ontology annotation, biological process: mitochondrial ribosome assembly. The transcript has a single exon. Lineage: Eukaryota; Metazoa; Arthropoda; Insecta; Diptera; Drosophilidae. The coding region runs from base 131 to 1030 and encodes 299 amino acids.